This is a messenger RNA of Lottia gigantea (owl limpet), 690 nucleotides long. RefSeq lists its product as hypothetical. Lineage: Eukaryota; Metazoa; Mollusca; Gastropoda; Lottiidae. The annotation marks the transcript as partial. The transcript has a single exon. The record is from RefSeq and is a predicted model, not a curated record.
CAAGGAAAGCAUAUUAACAAGGAAACAAAGUAUAUUUACACGGAAAACAACCAUAUUUACAAGGAAAACAACCAUAUUUACAAGGAAAACAACUAUAUUUAUAAGGAAAGCAAGCAUAUCAACAAGGAAAACAACCAUAUUUACACGGAAAGCAAGUAUAUUUACAAGGAAAGCAAGCAUAUCAACAAGGAAAACAACCAUAUUUACAAGGAAAACAGCCAUAUUUACAAGGAAAACAACCAUAUUUACAAGGAAAACAAGUAUAUUUACAAGGAAAGCAAGCAUAUUAACAAGGAAAACAACCAUAUCAACAAGGAAAACAACCAUAUUUACACGGACAACAAGUAUAUUUACAUGGAAAGCAAGCAUAUCAACAAGGAAAACAACCAUAUCAACAAGGAAAACAACCAUAUUUACAAGGAAAACAACCAUAUUAACAAGGAAAACAACCAUAUUUACAUGGAAAACAACCAUAUUUACAAGGAAAACAACCAUAUUUACAGAAAGACUGCUUUUGUUCAGGAGAACCAUUUCGCCUCCUAUCUCUCAUCCGCAGCCAGAUCUCAUGUUAAUGGUUUUUCUUAUAGAAUCUGGCAUAAUCCUAAUAUUGGGUUGAGCUACUUGACAGCUCAUAUCCGAAUCAGCACAGUUUGUUUCGAUCUACAUAAAGUACAGAAAUUCCAACUGUAA